This is a messenger RNA of Leopardus geoffroyi (Geoffroy's cat), 1935 nucleotides long. RefSeq names its product butyrophilin like 2 (gene BTNL2). The transcript is spliced from 9 exons. Lineage: Eukaryota; Metazoa; Chordata; Mammalia; Carnivora; Felidae. Gene Ontology annotation, cellular component: external side of plasma membrane. Gene Ontology annotation, biological process: regulation of cytokine production; T cell receptor signaling pathway. Bases 329 to 1825 code for a protein of 498 amino acids. Gene Ontology annotation, molecular function: signaling receptor binding. The record is from RefSeq and is a predicted model, not a curated record.
CUUGUCUGAGUUUCACUUUUCCGGGGAUUACAGCUGUAGGAGGUGAAAAUGCUAUUCUGAUUGCAAUCCAUUUUCAGGGUGGGCCUCCAGGACCUGGCUGUCCCUUGAGCUUGGGUGAAGUGGCACAAAUCCCCCUUCACCCUAAGCCAGGGGUACCCGGGGCCACCUCCAUGCCAUCUGGCUGUCCCUCAGUUCUCCCUCCGGUCAGCACCCCAGGACCCUGACCUGCCUUUGGACACCUGCACGUGGAUGAAGGGUACACCUGAGACCAACUGAGAAGACCCAGCAGCCCCCAGUCUCACCCUGAAGAAGAAAAGAGACACGGAGAAUGGUGGAUUUUCCAGGAUACAGUCUGUCUGGUGUGGUUGCCUCUUUCUUCUUCGUACUGUUCACCAUGAGGCAGCCAGAUAGCUGGAGAGUGAUUGGUCCUGCACAUCCUAUACUGGCUAGGAUUGGGGAAGAUGCUCUACUCACCUGUCAAAUCCUUCCCAAGAGGGCCAUGAUGCCCACAAAGAUGACAUGGUACCGCUCAGAUCCCAACGCAGUCGUGUUUGCACAGUGGGAUGGAGCUGAUGUGACUGAGAUGCAAAUGGAGGAGUACAGAGAAAGGGUAGAGUGGAUAAAGGAUGAUGUUCCUGAGGGAAGUGUGACUCUGAAGAUAAACAACAUUCGACCAUCUGAUAAUGGGCAAUACUGGUGCUGCUUCCAAGAGAAGAACUAUUAUGAAGAAACAAGCUUGUUGCUUGAAGUAGCAGGUGUGGGAUCUUCCCCUUACAUCCACAUGGAGGGACCUAUAGAAAGUGGAGUCCAGCUUGUGUGCACUGCAAAAGGCUGGUUCCCAGAGCCCCAGGUCUAUUGGGAAGAUGCCACAGGAAAGAAGUUGCUGUCUGUCUCUGAGCAUUCCAUCCAAGAUGAGAACGGCCUGUUCUAUGUGGAAGCCACUCUUGUGGUGAGGAAUGCCUCUUUGGAGACCGUGUCCUGCUUCAUCCACAACCCUAUCCUCAAUGAGGAGAAGAGCUCAGUCAUCUCCAUUCCAGAGAAACUCCAGAAUGAGCUAGCUUCCUUAAAAGUGAUUGGACCUUCCCAGCCCAUCCUUGUCAGAGUGGGAGAAGACAUACAACUAACCUGUUGUCUGUCCCCCAAGACUAAUGCACAAAGCAUGGAGGUGAGGUGGCUCCAAUCACACCAUUAUCCUGCUGUUUAUGUGUAUGCGGAUGGGGAACAUGUGACUGAAGAGCAGAUGACAGAAUAUAGAGGGAGGACAGCCUUGGUGAGUGAUGCCAUCAAUGAGGGGAGACUGACCCUACAGAUACACAACGCCACAACGUCAGAUAAUGGGCAGUACCGGUGCCGUUUUGAAAAAGAUGGUGUCUACCAGGAGGCCAGUUUGGAUCUGAAGAUAGUAGGUCUAGGUUCUUCCCCGCUGAUUACCAUAAUAGGACAGAAGGAUGGAGAAAUAGAGUUGAUGUGCAGUUCAGAAGGGUGGUUCCCAAAGCCCCAUGUGCAGUGGAAGGACAUGGAAGCAAAGAUAAUACCAUCAUUUUCAGAGGUUCUGACUCAAGGAAGUCAUGGGCUUUUCCAUGUGAAGACAUCUCUAUUGGUCACAAACAGCUUUAUUGUGAAUGUAACCUGCUCCAUUAGCAACCCCCUUCUUGGUGAGGAGAAAAUGGCAACUUUUUCUCUCUCAGAGUCCAUGAUGACUUUUUCAUGGAAGACAGUGCUUAUUUGUGGAUUGCUUCUUGCUGCAGCUGUAGGCCUGGUCAUGAGGAAGAGCUAUAAAAAAGGCUCUAUUCAGAAUGGGAUUGCCAGAGUGGUCCAGCAAUAAAUAAUUAAUUGAUGGAGUCAGAUGGUGAAUUCAAGGUCACUACUUUGUCAGGAACUAUGGGCUACUUGGAGAUCCUUCAUUGCUCAUUGAUUUACUCAUAGCAGAAAUGA